AUCAAUUUGUGUCUUAGAGAAACAGAAAUACUGUGAAAGAUUGAAAUAACCUAAAUCAUCCAAAACUAAGGCAUACAUACAUAAUGAAACAACUUCUAGUACUUAUCAUAUGAAAAAGAACAUGUAUUUGUAGAUAUUAGAAUAUCAGAAUUUGAAGCAAUUAAGAAUGUCUCUGCCAAGUAGACAAAUAGCUAUUAUUAACCCUCCACCACCAGAGUAUAUAAAUACUAAGAAAAAUGGGAGAUUGACAAAUCAACUGCAGUAUCUACAAAAAGUUGUCUUGAAGGCUUUAUGGAAGCAUAGUUUUUCCUGGCCUUUUCUGCAGCCUGUGGAUGCUGUGAAACUACAAUUGCCCGAUUAUUAUACCAUUAUCAAAAACCCAAUGGAUUUAAGUACAAUUAAGAAGCGCUUGGAAAAUAAGUAUUAUGUGGAGGCUUCAGAAUGCAUAGAAGACUUCAGAACAAUGUUCUCGAAUUGUUAUUUAUACAACAAGCCUGGAGAUGACAUUGUUCUUAUGGCACAAGCUCUAGAGAAUUUAUUUAAACAGAAAUUAUUACAGAUGCCAAAAGAAGAGCAAGUUGUGGGUGGUAAGGAAAGAAUAAAGAAAGGCACUCAACAGAAUGUAGCAGUUUCUUCUGUUAAAGAAAAACAGUCUCCUAAAGGAUCAGAAAAAGUAUUUAAGCCGCAAGUGAGUCCCUCUGUAUUUCCUGAAUCAUCUACUUCUCCUUUAAAUAUGGCACAAGGUGCUCCACCCAACUCUACCUCACAAACAGUGGCCCAGGUUACAAAGGGUGUAAAGAGGAAAGCAGAUACAACAACUCCUACAACUUCAGUAGUUAAAGCAAGUGGUGGACCUUCCCCAGCACUUCCAGAAAAAAAAACAGCCAAAAUGCCACCCGUAAAAGAGAGUGGGGGGAAGAAUGUUUUGCUGAAUUCUCAGCAACAAUAUAAAGUCAAAGUAACUGAACCAUUAAGGCACUGUAGUGAGAUUCUGAAAGAACUGUUUGCAAAGAAGCACUUUUCAUAUGCAUGGCCCUUUUAUAAUCCUGUUGAUGUUAAUGCAUUGGGACUCCAUAACUACUAUGACAUUGUGAAAAAUCCAAUGGAUCUUGGAACUAUCAAGAGAAAAAUGGACAACCAAGAAUAUAAGGAUGCAUAUGAAUUUGCUGCAGAUGUUAGAUUAAUGUUCAUGAAUUGCUACAGAUACAAUCCUCCAGAUCAUGAAGUAGUGACAAUGGCAAGAAUGCUCCAGGAUGUUUUUGAAAUGCAUUUUGCAAAGAUCCCAGAUGAACCUGUUGAGAGUAAGCCUGUAUAUAAUAUCAAAACAGAUACCACAAAGUCCCUUGGUAGAGAAAGCAGUACUGAAACUUCCUCUGAAGAUAACUCUUCUGAUGAUUCUGAAGAUGACGAAGUUCAGUGUAUUGCAAAGCUUAAGAAGCAGAUUAAAGCUGUUCAUGAUCAACUGCAGGUUCUAUCCCAAGUACCACACCAUAAGCUAAAAAAAAAAGACAAAUCUAAACGGGAAAAGAAAAAAGGAAAGGUUAAUAACACAGAUGAAAAUCCAAGAAAGAAGUUUAAGCAAAUGAAAAUAAAGGAGAAAUCUAAGAGCAAUGAGCCAAAGAAGAGGCAACAACAAGUGUUGGCUCUGGAAUCUGAGGAUGAAGAUAAUGCUAAACCUAUGAGCCAUGAUGAGAAAAGGCGGUUAAGUUUGGAUAUAAACAAACUCCCUGGAGAUAAACUUGGAAAAGUCCUUCAUAUAAUACAUUCAAGAGAACCUUCACUGAGAAAUUCUAACCAUGAGGAUAUAGAGAUAGAUUUUGAAACACUGAAAACAACAACACUAAGAGAGCUAGAAAAAUAUGUUGCUGCAUGUCUAAGAAAAAGACCACUAAAACCUCAUGGUAAGAAAAUAAUGAAGUCAAAUGAAGAACUUCAUGCACAGAAAAAACAGCAGUUGGAAAAGCGAUUACUAGAUGUCAAUAAUCAGUUAAAUUCCAGAAAAUGCCAAACAAAAUCUGAGAAAACGCCAUCAUCCACAGCUGUUGUUGGAAUUGGUUCCCGAUUGAGUGACAGCAGCAGCAGUUCGUCGGAGUCUGAAAGUAGUAGCAGUGAUUCAGUUACUUCAGACAGCAGUGAUUCCGAAUCAGAAAUGUUACCUAAAUUUACUGAAGUGAAACAGAAUGGAUCUCCUUCUAAAGAGAAAGUAAAGAAAUUAUAUUUUGUGUGUGGUUAAAACUCUGAAAGGUAAUUUUAUUUAACUUUGUCUUAACAGAUACAAUCUUCUAUGCAAGAUACAACCUCUAGUACUAUUGCCCUUUUUCAUCAGACUACACAUUCAAGUGGAACCGCACCAGAUCACCACCAGUUAGCAAUUAAUCAUCAAGAAUUAGAACAUAAACCGAGUGUGAAAAACAUUUCACCUUUACAAAUCCUGCCUCCCUCAGGUGGUUCUGAAAAUCACUUGAAUGGCCUAACUGUGAUGCAUCAGUCUGGUGAUGACACAAUGGUGGUUGAGUCUGAAUGUCAAGCUUCUGUGCAGAAGGAUAUAAAAAUCAAGAAUGCUGACUCUUGGAAAAGUUUAGGCAAACCAGUUAAAACUUCAGGUAUACGGAAAUCCUCAGAUGAGCUCUUCAACCAGUUUAGAAAAGCAGCAAUAGAGAAGGAAGUAAAAGCUCGAACACAGGAACUAAUACGGAAACAUCUGGAACAGAAUACAAAGGAACCCAAAGUAUUUCAAGAAAAUCAAAGGCACCCUGGCUCCACUCCAGAAUCCUUUUCAAAUAAGAUGCCAAACAAAUGCCUUGGAGACAAGCAAAAAGAACAUCAGCAGUCAUUGGAAGCUCAAGAGAACAGUAGACUUGGGCUUCUCAAAGACCGUAAUUUAGCAAGGGAGAGAGAGCAAGAGCGGAGGAGGAGAGAAGCAAUGGCUGGUACCAUUGAUAUGACUCUUCAACGUGACAUUAUGACAAUGUUUGAAAACAACUUUGAUUAA
Molecule: messenger RNA, 2992 nt
Organism: Myotis lucifugus (little brown bat)
Lineage: Eukaryota; Metazoa; Chordata; Mammalia; Chiroptera; Vespertilionidae
Gene: BRDT
Product: bromodomain testis associated
Exons: 19
Biological process (GO): chromatin remodeling; positive regulation of transcription elongation by RNA polymerase II
Cellular component (GO): nucleus; chromatin
Source: RefSeq, a predicted model, not a curated record